GAGAGACGUAGUUUAAUAGAAGGUAACGGAAUACAGUUGCCAUUACAACCAGUUGAAAAUAUUACAAUCAGUGCAGAACUAGAUCCUGUCAAUAUCAGCGAGGAGAUGUCCAAAACUGCCAUGUGGAGAACCAUUGUAGCAAAUGAUUCUUCCUCAAAUUUAGUGAAUGAUGAAUCGAGACACUCAAGCUCCAAGAACAGAAAAAAGAAGCACAGCAGCAAGAAAUCCUCAAGAGAUAAAAGUGACAAAACAAGUUGUGAUAAUCUACCCACAAUUCCUGGCAGUCCGGGUAGCAAUGAAGAACAUCGUGAGUCACCCAAAAAGAAAGCACCAGUGAAGUUUUAUAUUGACGAUGAUAUUCACGAAGAGAAAGAAUCACUGAUUCGACCUCCAGAGAUUAUUGUCGACCCUCCCAGUGAGGUCAAUCUGAGCUCUCCAGAACACGAAGAAAGCAAAGCGUAG
Molecule: messenger RNA, 462 nt
Organism: Lottia gigantea (owl limpet)
Lineage: Eukaryota; Metazoa; Mollusca; Gastropoda; Lottiidae
Exons: 2
Source: RefSeq, a predicted model, not a curated record